Messenger RNA from Procambarus clarkii (red swamp crayfish), 1977 nucleotides. RefSeq lists its product as uncharacterized. The record is from RefSeq and is a predicted model, not a curated record. NCBI's taxonomy places the organism in Eukaryota, Metazoa, Arthropoda, Malacostraca, Decapoda, Cambaridae.
CGAACGGCAUCAGAAAGCUUUGAGGCAACUGACUGUAAACCUCCCAUCGGUCUCUUGGCGUUUCUCGAGUAUAAUUUGAUCUUUGAAAUAGGGUUUCUAGUUGGCAAAUGACACAGAAGAGUUAGAUUUUGAGUUUUUUGUGAUAAAGACAACUGGAGGGUUUUUGGGCUCAAGUGUAUUGAAAAUCCCAGCUGUGUUUUAAGAAAUUUAGUAGUAAGAACAUUUAUAUAUAUAUCGGAAUAUAUAUAGAGUUUCAGAUAAAGAACUUCAGACGCCAGGCUUUGAUAUCCAUUUUAAAUUAAAAAUAAUAAUUUCUGUAGCCUGGUCCGUUGUCCAGGCUAGAAGUUGUAGAAACUUCACUUGCAACAUAAUUUUCACUCGUUAAAAAAUAUUACUGUUUGAUGAUUAUAAGGAAAUUAUAAACGUUGAACAAUUGUAUUCAAUUUCACCUGUACUGAAAAAUGUGAAGCAGCUCUAUCAUUUUUUAAAAAUGAGCUGGUACAGCCAGCAUUCCACCCGCAGCUUCCUGACACUUGUGAUGGGAGUUUGGGUGUCAACCUGUCUCACCCAGCCCCAAGAUCACCGCCAACGGAGCCCGGGGCCCGUUCAUGGCACCAGGGCCAUGAACGUGGACCCCACCACCUCGACCACCGUCCCGGCCAGCGGCGCUGCUACACGGUGGGGCCAGACAGCCAACCUCACUUGCGGAAAUAUUCAGGAGGCGGUCUUAGACGCUAGGGUUCUCCUUGACCUGAUCGACGCCAUGAAAAAUAAUUACACACUAUACGAGUUCGGUACAACUUGGGACACAAUGGACGAACUGCUUAUUGAGGCCAGAGACAACACCUCCUUACAGAUCUGCGACGAGAACGGAGAAUACUGCAUGUUUGUGCUGCCUAACCUGCCUCCCCCGCCACACACACCACCAGCCACCGAGCAGGGCCUGAAACUUGCGCUCGUGUCUGUUCUGGGCUACGUCCAGCGCUACGCGGUAGCCUUCGAGACGCUGCUUUUAGACCAGACGCUGCAUGAAGAUAUCUUCGCCAGUCAGAUAGCAGAAGUCCACGCCUUCCUGGAAGACCUGAUUGAUACCCUCAUAGCCACGGUGCUCCUGUGCGGCCUUCAGCCUGAGCAGCACCUCGUCAGGGACCUGUCUGUGCGGAUGUAUAAGGGCGGAGAUACUGUGCUGCGCUCCGAUAGAGGUUUUAGGGUCCUGCGCCAGGCUCGUAAUGGACUCCAAUUCAUUAUUGACGUUUUUGGAAACAAUCCUCCGGUUCCCUAAUCCGGUUCUUCUAAUCUGAAACUCUUGACCUUAUCACGAGACACAUGUUAUGGGUCUACCAGGUUGUCUGUGCUGGCGCUCUAUUCACCCGGGGCCUGAUUCACGAAGCAGUCACACAAGCACUUACUAACGUGUAAAUCAUUCCUCAAUCUUUGACGGCUUUGGUUACAUUUAUUAAACAGUUUACAAGCAUGAAAACUUCCCAAUCAACUGUUGUUAUUGUUAUAAACAGCCUCCUCGUGCUUCGGAGCUCAUUAACUGUUUAAUAAUUGUAAAUAAAGUCGUCAAAGAUUGAAAGAAAAGACGUACAGGUUCGUAAGUGCUUACGUAACUGCUUAGUGAAUCUGGCCCCUGGUCUGUCUGCACGCAAAGACCUCCAGGCCCUGUUCAUUCUUCCAUAAAGACCGUUCGGUCAGCUCACUCCUGGCCCUAUAAGUGUCUACACAAAUCCAGGGAUUGAACUCCUUACUAGGAAUCAGAUACUUCUUUCUAAUGUUCAAUCCCUGGACCUCAAAACUUUGAGAACUUCCUCGUGUCCGCCAGUACGCUCAGGUCCCAGGCACAGAAUUACGCUACCUGGGAAGUAGAUCGAUUACGCUACCUGGGAAGUAGAUCGAUUACGCUACCUGAGAAGUAGAUCGAUUACGCUACCUGGGAAGUAGAUCGAUUACGCUACUUAGGAAGUAGAUCGAUUA